Molecule: messenger RNA, 2875 nt
Organism: Coturnix japonica (Japanese quail)
Lineage: Eukaryota; Metazoa; Chordata; Aves; Galliformes; Phasianidae
Source: RefSeq, a predicted model, not a curated record
GCUGGAUUGGACAUUCACAGUAAGUCAGGGAGCUGUUGUGGGUCGUUUGUGAAAAGGUAACUUGGAUAUUUGCUUUGAGAACUGUGCAGGGAGCAGUCGGAUGGGAGUUUCCUUUGGCUGCCUCUGACCUGUACGUCUGUUCAGCCAACAAAUGUACAGUCGGAAAAGCAGCUUUACAGGAGUUACAUUUGGAAAGAGUAUCAUGGUGGCAAAGAGACAACACAAGAAAUGACUCCUAUCCAAGGAUGCAGUGCAAGACUCCAGAAAGGAGAGAUCUUCAGAGAGAGAGAGAUCGCUUCCCCACCCUUAAAUGGGCUCUGGGAGUCACUUCUGGUCAUGCAGCUGAAUUGGGCUGGCCCAGCCCUCGCCUCAGAGUUAUGAUAUAAUGCCGGCACAACAGAAAUAUUGGCUUAGCUGAGGUGAAGACCAUCUUUGAGAAAAUCUCUCUGCAGGUGGAUGAUGCUGGACAGCAACUUCACACUAAAGCUUUUCCUCUGGCGACAGAGCAGGGUAUGUUAGUCCCAUCCCUGCCCAAAUCCCAUCACAGCCCACGGCGGGGUCUGUGUCUCCCCGUCCCCACAUCCCUUCACACCGCAUUUAGUAGCACCCCUCCUAAACCCGUCCCCGUGACCCCUCACAGCGCACGGUGCGGCUCCUGGCCCGUCUUUGUCUCCACGUUCCGUUUUCACACCCCGUCCCGCCGCCGUUUCCCUCCCGUCCGGUACAGCCGCUCGGCCGCCAUUUUCCACAUCGAACGGUGGCUCCAUGGCGGCGCCGGCGGCUUCAGGCGGUCGAGGCCCGCAGCGGCCGAGGGCUCCGGGGCGCAGCCCGUCCCCGAGCGGCUACCGCAGCUCCAAGCCGCUCGGCCGGGACGGCUUCUUCUGUCGGCGCCAGGAGGGGUCGGUGCUCGGGCACCGUCGGGAGCCGCCCCACAGCAGCGAGGAUGAGGAGAGCGAGGAAGAGGAGAGAGAGGACCUGGCUGAGAGUUCACUGCUCAACAAGCUGCUCCACACCUCGCUGGUAGAGAACAGCCACGACGUGGAGGUGCUGCAGCAGGACCCCUCCUCCCCACUCUUCUCCAUCAGAACCUUCGAGGAGCUGCACCUGAAAAAGGAGCUUUUACAGGGCGUGUACACCAUGGGCUUCAACAGACCAUCGAAGAUCCAGGCAAACGCUCUGCCCAUCUUGAUGGCACAUCCACCCCACAACCUGAUUGCGCAGAGCCAGUCCGGGACGGGGAAAACAGCAGCAUUUGUCCUGGCAAUGCUGAGCAGAGUGAAAGGUGCUGAGAGGUACCCGCAGUGCCUUUGUCUGGCUCCCACCUGUGAGCUGUCCCUGCAGAUUGGCCAUGUGGCUGAGAAGAUGGGGCGGUUCUGCAAUGACAUCAAGGUCACCUAUGCUGUGCAGGGCAAUAGAGUGUCCGCAGGCACUGUGCUGGAGGAGCAGAUUGUCAUCGGCACACCAGGCACCAUGCUGGACUGGUGCUUCAAGCGAAGACUGCUCAACAUGAGGAGGAUCUGCAUGUUUGUGCUGGACGAGGCUGACGUCAUGAUUGACACGCAGGGAUUCUCCUCCCAGAGCAUCCGCAUCCAGAGGGCACUCCCAAAGGACUGCCAGAUGCUGCUUUUCUCUGCCACCUUCAAGGAAACUCUCUGGAAGUUUGCCCUGCAGAUUGUCUCCAGGCCCAUCAUCAUCAAGCUGAGACAAGAGGAGCUCACUCUAACCAACAUUAGGCAGUACUAUUUUGUCUGCAGGAACUGGGAACAGAAGUAUGAGGCCCUCUGCAACCUUUAUGGCAGCAUCACCAUUGGCCAGGCCAUGAUCUUCUGCCAGACCCGACGGAGUGCAGACUGGCUCUCGAUGAAGAUGAUUCAGGACGGGCACCAAGUGGCCAUGCUGACAGCAGAGCUGUCCAUUGUGCAGAGAGCUGAAGUCAUCCAGAGGUUUCGUGACGCCAAGGAGAAGGUUCUUAUCACUACCAAUGUCUGUGCGAGAGGGAUUGACGUGGCCCAAGUCACGAUUGUGGUGAACUUCGGCCUUCCCAUCAACCGUCAGAAGCAGCCAGAUUUUGAGACCUACUUGCACCGCAUCGGGCGGGCAGGGCGCUUCGGGAAGAGGGGAAUCGCCUUCAAUAUGGUGGACAGCCACAGCGUACACCUCGUGCACUGCAUAGAGGAACAUUUCCAGACAAAGAUCAAGAGGCUGGACACAGACUGCAUGGACAAGCUUGAGGAGCUGGAAAAUUGAGUAAAAAACACGGCUUAGCUCCAAAUUGCUCACAUUUUGGUUUAAAUUGUAUGUGAAAUCCAGGAGAAAAUCCCCCGGUUUUCUAACUUCCCGGUGGUACCUGGUUUUGUUGUGACGUUUUGUUUUAGAAGGAGAGUAGGGGAAAUGCCCUCAGUCUAACAAAUGAUUCUGAUUGGUUUCCUCGGUGCUUUGGGGGAAAAUUCCUUGGUGUUUUGUGGAAAUGCCCCUUGGUUUUGGGGCAGUGUUUGCCUGUUUGGGGCACUGUUGCUUUGUUCAGGAUACCAUCGCCCAGUUCUGGGCUCUUUCCUUGUUUUGAGGUGGUGGUUUAUGUUUCUGGGGCCCUGUUCCUUGUUUUGUUGUGUUGUUGUUUUUCUUUUCUCUGAAAGAAAUAAGUUUAAAGCAGACAAGUCCCAGUUCAAACAUCUUUGUGUCUGAGGUUUGUGCAGAAACUGCUCUUGAACAGAGGAAACACUGUUGUGUAAUGUGGAAAUUCCAUGGAGGUGUGAAGAGGAAAUGGAAGCUCUGAGGAGCCAAAAAGUUCGUUAAAGAUAACGAACACAAGGGAACAAAUGCUAUUUUCUUACUGAUUUCUUCUUUUCCCUUUAAAUUAAAGUUCAGUGCUAAAAGA